Messenger RNA from Telopea speciosissima, 3816 nucleotides. Its product is annotated as RRP12-like protein. The transcript is spliced from 19 exons. Bases 76 to 3621 code for a protein of 1181 amino acids. Lineage: Eukaryota; Viridiplantae; Streptophyta; Magnoliopsida; Proteales; Proteaceae. The record is from RefSeq and is a predicted model, not a curated record.
AAGUUCGAAUCUUCGAACACCAAAACCCCAGUCCGCCGAGUCGCGAUACUUACAGAGUUCAAACUUACAGAGCUAAUGAUGAGAAAAACAGCGGAAGACAUAGACGCCAUGGCAGAGGAAGAACAAGAAGAACAAGACUUUGUACUCGCUGAAAAGUUCGCCGAUGAAAACUCGGACAUAUCUCAGAAAUUAAUGGAGCGUUACGGCAAAUCCUCCGCUUCCCAGCACCGUCACCUGUGCGCUUCAGCGGCCGCCAUGAAAGCAAUCAUCCAAGAAGAAGGUUUCCCUCUCACUCCAUCUGCUUACUUUGCUGCCGCCAUCACUUCCAUUAAUGACGCCGCCGAGACUUCAGACUCCAAUGCCACUGCAGCCCUCUCUUCGUUCCUUGCUAUCCUUUUUCCAGUUGUUCCUCCACAAUCUCUUCCUCCGCCAAAGGCUAUUGAGGCCGUUUCGGUUCUUGUAAAGGUUCUUCUUGGACCUCCGGAAGUUGUAUCCACUGCUACUGCGCGGUCUCUGAUAAAAUCGUUGGGAUUUCUCUUGCCUCUCUGUGACCUGGAGGAUUGGGAUGCUGUAAAGGUGCCGUUUGAGACGCUUCUAAAAUUUUCGGUUGAUAAGCGUCCCAAGGUUCGGAGAUGUGCCCAAGUGUGCAUUGAAAAUGCUUUUUCUUCAUUUCAAUGUUCGCUUUUCACUAAGAAAGGAAGCAAAAUGGUGCUCUCUUUAUUCAGAAAUUAUAUCCCUUCUGCAAUUGAGAUAACUAAUGCAAGGAUGGUAAAUGGAUCAAAACAUGAAAUAUUGUUGAAACCUGAGUAUUUGGAGGUCCUCCAUAUGCUAAACGCAAUGAAGCUUAUGAUUCCAUAUCUCUCUGACAAAGUCAGUUUGAAAAUAUUGUCAGAAUUGUAUAAGCUCUUGACGUGCCAUUUCUCACCACUUACAAGACACAUUUUUAAUAUCAUUGAAGCCCAUUUUGCAUCCAUGAAACCCCAAAUUAUUGUUCCAGAAGUAGAGAGUAUUAUAACUUCACUUGUGUCCUAUCUAUCUUCUGGUGAGAAGAACCCUGUGGACACUGUCAUCUAUGCUGCAAACUUGAUAAAAAGUGGUUUGGGCAAACUUCAUGCUGAAGAACCUAGCAUAUGUGUCAUAAAUCUUCCUCUGGUGUUUAGUUCCUUGUCAGGUCUUUUAUUUUCUGAGGCUAGUGUUGCUUCACAGGCUUUGGUGAUCUUAAAAGAGUUGAUUAGCAAUCAUAUUGAUGGAAAAUCUUUUUUGACCCCUACAAAUCUAUAUGAUGACAAUGCCAUCGAUACCCCAGAAUCAAGUGCAAUUAAGUCUAUCUGUGUUCUAUUUGAGAAUAUGCUUGAUACCUGCAGUGGAGGUCUGAAUGAGCAUACCUUGGGAGCCAUUUCAGCUUUGUUCCUUAGUCUUGGAGAGAUCUCAUUCUUCUUUAUGAGGGGUAUUGUAAUUAAACUUGUAGACUUGGUGAUGCAUGCACUGGAAGACAUGUCUGCCAUGACGCAUUUUGAACAAUGCAUUGGUUCUGCUGUCAUUGCUAUGGGACCGGAGAAGAUACUUUCAUUGAUACCAAUCUCUUUUAAUGCUGAAAAGCUUAUUUGCUCAAAUAUUUGGUUAGUACCAAUUUUGAAGAAGUAUACUGUUGGAGCAUCACUAGAAUAUUUGAUGGAGCAUAUUGUAACACUUGCUGAAUCUCUGCAGCGAGCUUCUUGUAAAGUUAAAAAAUCACCUCUUCGACAAGAACUACGAACUUAUGCUUGUGGCAUCUGGGACCUGCUGCCUGCCUUUUGUCGCUAUCCGACUGACACACAUCGAAAGUUUGAACCUUUGGCCAAAUUAUUUAUAUCUUUUCUCAAGAAGGACUCAUCUAUGCUUGAAAAUGUUGCCCUUGCCUUGCAGGAACUUGUCAAUCAAAACAGAAGUGUACUUAGGUCUACUCAAGAUGCUAAUGAGCUUAUGAAAGGGUCAACUGACUGCACUGGAAGGGAUUCUUUAAUGGAAUCCACAAAAGUCCGUUUUCAAUUCUCGAAGAAAAUUGCCAAAAAGAACAUUAGGGCUAUGUCAGUUUAUUCUGUGGAGUUGCUUCAGGCUCUUACUGAUGUGUUCUUUGUUUCAACUCUGGAGAGUCGCAAAUAUUUGAAGGAUGCUAUUAGAUGCAUGGCAUCUAUCUCUGAGACUUCAGAAGUUAAGAAGAUUUUCCUAUCUACACUGGAGAAGUCUAAGCUUGUAAGUGGAAUGGGUGAAUUUGACAAGUUGGAGAGUCAUUGUUCAUCUGUUGAUGUAGAACAAGGAGUGGAUUCAAAGAAAAGUGAACAGGAAGUCUCACAAAGGUGUCUAAUAAUGGAGUUUGCAUCCUCUCUUGUUGAAGGAGCUAAUCAGGAUCUAAUUGGUCUAAUUUUUUGCUGUACAAGGGCUGUUUUACAGGCAACUGCUGAAAUUGGUAUCCCUGAAGCAUACUACACUCUGAGCAGAAUACUUGAGGAACAUACGUGGUUUAUGUCUUCAAAAUUCGAUGAGCUUUUGGAUCUGUUCCUCAUUCUGAAGCCACCUGUUGAUAUUAUGUCUCUGAAAAACCGCUUUGCAUGUUUCCAUAUUUUAUUGGUUCAUAUUUUAAAGAAUGAUUUGGAGGGAAACUCAAAGGCUUUUCUUAUUCUCAACGAGAUAAUAGUCACUUUAAAGGAUUCCGAAGAAGGAGCUAGAAAAACAGCUUAUGAUACACUGGUCAUGAUAAGCUCCAGCUUGAAUAACUCUUCAUUUGGCGAUCCUGAACCUCAUCAACGACUAUUCAUUAUGUUGAUGGGAUAUCUUUCUGGUGUAUCUCCUCACAUAACAAGUGGAGCAGUUGCUGCACUUUCUUUGCUAAUGUACAAGGAUGUGGAUAUCUGUUUCUCUGUACCUGAUCUGGUUCCUUCUGUUUUAGCUUUACUCCAAAGUAAAGCCAUGGAAGUUAUAAAGGCUGCUUUAGGCUUCAUGAAAGUGUUGGUUUCCUGCUUGCAAGCAAAAGACCUACAGAAAUUUCUUGUUGAUAUUGUUAACGGGAUUAUCCCAUGGUCAUCUGUCUCAAGAAAUCAUUUCAGAACAAAGGUCACAAUCAUAUUGGAAAUUGUGAUACGGAAGUGUGGUUCUGCUUUAAUCGAGUCAAUGAUGCCAGAGAAAUAUAAGGGCUUUAUCAAGACUGUUUUGGAGCAACGCCAUGGCAAUAGAAGUUCCAAAGAAGCUGGGAAUACAGAGACAGAACUGAACCUUCCACAUUCAUCUCUCAAGGGGGAGCAAAAGAGGACGCGUGAAGAAUUAGGUAUUCCAGGUGGGGAAACAAGUUCCAGUGCAUAUGGAACCCUGAAGAAGGGAAAAAAUAAACAUAAAAUUGGCACUCCAAGCACAAAUAAGCGCCGUAAGUUUGCUGAUAGUGGCAGUGGGAGGAGAUGGGUUAACAGUAUUCACUCAGAUUCAAAAAGACAAAUGGAGGGUGAUCGCUCAAUAUCCAGGGAAAAGAAGAAUGAAAAGAGGGAAUUGACCACGAAUGGUAGAAAGGGAAGGAUAGGAAGGAAGAUAGUGAAUAAAGCAAACAAAGGGCGAGUCCAUAGACCCUUUGUUCUUCGAAAUUCCAAAAGGUAGAGUAGCUGCCAUUGUUCAUCAGGAAGCACUCCAGCGAGGGAGUUUUAAGUGUCUCAAUCAAAGAUAUGGACAAGUUCUUACAGAAGACGGAGAGUUACUCGGUACGUUCAAUCAAGAGGAUCCAUAGAAAUCUGUUCUUCUAUGCCUCAUGAGGAGGCCGUGUACUGAUCAGUUCGAGCAAUUUUGUUCGUAAUG